Messenger RNA from Colletotrichum orchidophilum, 918 nucleotides. RefSeq lists its product as uncharacterized. Lineage: Eukaryota; Fungi; Ascomycota; Sordariomycetes; Glomerellales; Glomerellaceae. The coding region runs from base 1 to 918 and encodes 305 amino acids. The record is from RefSeq and is a predicted model, not a curated record. The transcript has a single exon.
AUGUCAAAGGACCAAUCUCUUCUCCUCCCAGACGGCCGAACUCUCAGUUACACCACAUUCGGCAUCACCCCACAACCAGGCCAACCGACCAUCUUCCACUUCCACGGCCUCCCCGGCUCCAACCACGAAGGCCAAACCGUCCACGAAGAAGCCAUCAAGCGCAAUAUCUGCGUCGUCGCCGUGACUCGGCCGGGCUACGGCGGCUCAACCUUUCAACCCAACCGCACAAUCCUCGCGUUUCCGCAGGAUGUUGUCGCCCUAGCGGACCACCUCAAAGUCCAGCGCUUCGCCGUGCUAGGCAUCUCCGGCGGCGCUCCGUAUGCCCUCGCCUGCCUCCACUCGAUACCGACAGCAAGGCUCGCCGGCGCCGCCGUCGUCUCCGGGAUGUUCCCGUCCGCGCUGGGCCUAGGCGGAAUGAUGCUCUUGAAUCGCCUUCUCUUCAACAUUGCACCUUGGAUGCCGGGCCUCAUCCAAGUCAUCGCCGACUGGCAAGUCGGAAACCUUGCCCGGGAUGUGGAGCACCCGGAGCGGCUUGCUCAAUCGGUCGCGGACGCCUUGGCGAGUCGUCCGGUAGAGGACCGGGCAGCGCUGUACGCCGAUGACGGCAAGAUCUUGCGGCUUUUGGAACAGAGUACUCGCGAGGCAUUUUGCGAGAGCGGUCGUGGAUUCGCGUGGGAGGCGAAACUGUUUGGUAGCCCGUGGGGGUUCGAGUUGGAGGAUUUGGACGUGCAGCAAGGGAGGUUGGUUGUCUGGCAUGCGGGCAAGGAUGUGAAUGUUCCCUUGCGGAUGGCCGAGGAGGCGGCGAAAAUGAUUCGAGGGGCAGAACUCAGAGUUGUUCCAGAGGCGGCACACAAAAGUCUAACUGCGCGUAAAAUGGGAGAGGUAAUUACCACACUUGCAGAAAUGUUGGAAGCGUAG